Molecule: messenger RNA, 6139 nt
Organism: Trichomycterus rosablanca
Lineage: Eukaryota; Metazoa; Chordata; Actinopteri; Siluriformes; Trichomycteridae
Gene: thada
Product: THADA armadillo repeat containing
Exons: 38
Coding region: 28-5763 (1911 amino acids)
Biological process (GO): tRNA methylation
Cellular component (GO): cytosol
Source: RefSeq, a predicted model, not a curated record
CACGCGUGUUAUUGUGAGCCAGAAGUCAUGGUGGUAAAGAAGAAAACCCCAAAAGUGGAAACUUUGGUUCUGGAGAAAACUGAGCUUGACAAACUGACUGGUUCCCUCUCUGUAGAAGGAGAUAAUGAGUCCAGCAAGCUUGCACAGGUACUUAAGGUUUGUUUGGCCUCCACUGACCCAGUUCAGCAGAUCCAGCUGGUCUCAAAGGCAGGCUCCAUGCUGGAGCAUUUAAAUGAGGAUGAGUCUUCUAAAGAUCCAUUACUCCCAGUCUGCCUGGACACUCUUGCACUCAUGUACACCAGCAUACUGCAGGCUAAGAACCCACUGAAGUCGGCUGUCUCCAGUGCUCUAGGUAAUGUUCCUGAUUGGCUACAGGAGAAGACUGUGUGCUGUCUUUCGGCACGCCUGUCUACUUCUCUGUCCUCAAAGAGUUCUGAGCAUUACCCCCAUCUUACAAACUGCAUUACUUCUUGUCUGGAAGCCUUUCCAAUUGGAGAGAGAUGUAUUCAUCGCUUACUCACAGAAGUCCUUCAGUUCCUCCAAAAGGCUGUGAGUGAAUACAUAGAGCGCAACAGAGAGUUAGGUGGUCAACAUGUAGCCCAGGCCAAGCUCAUGCAGAAUUGUCUGGCUGCGGUCAAAGCCUCAAUGUUGGUGAUUCAGAGAUCUCAGGAGCUGAUCACUGCGGCUCUGUUGGAGACUCCAAACAAUUACACACUCCAGUGUGCCUUCAGUGGACUUCUAGACUGCUAUACACGCAUCCUGACUAAUGAGGAGUUUGUUCAGGCGGUACAAAGCACGGCUGGGAUGGCUGUAGUUCUACUGAUUAGGUCUGUCCUUGGAAGUGGAGAUGAUGCUGCAGUCAUGGUAGCAGGUCUGCUGCAGUGCUCAAGACAGGAGCUACACAGCGCCCCUCAGUGGCUGACGGAGAGCUGUGCAGGCCUUUACAUAAACAGCAGACCUGCUGCAUUCACUCUCUAUCUGAGCCAUGGAGCUUUGGCCAUGCUUAGCUGGAAAAGGAAAAUUCUAGGUCCCCAUGCUGUAAAACUGCUGCUCCUUAUUCCAGAUGUGAUUCUGUCCUUGGAUACAAGAGUGAAAGAGUCCAGCACUGCUAUGGUGGUCUCCAGAGUUUUAACUCUUUGGAGCAGCGCUGCUCUCGACUGCCUACAGAUUGAAUGCCCUCCUCCUCUCCUCUGCCAGUCAAUUAAUGGUGAGGGCCCACUAACUAAGCACCUCCUCCAACAUGUCUACGCCCACUGGGAGCACCCGUUGGAUGGUGUGCGCCACCAAACCCGUGCCCUCUUCCGGAACCUCCUAUUGCUCCACCAGCACUCCAGUGAUUCUACCUCUGACCCAUUGUCUGAUCCUUACAUUGCCAAGCUGACCCAAAGCCUGCUGGCACUAGAGUGGCAUGCAAAGGGCAAGUAUGGCUCCUUGGCAUGUCUGACCGAACACCUGGGUGCGGAGUACCUUCUACAGCUGGAAGCAAAUCUGCCAUCCAGGCUCUUAGGCCUUAUGGGAGAUCAGACGCUGGCGUCAUAUGCCAGUGAACUGUUGGAGAAGCUGUUUGUGAGUCACAAGAGUCAGCUGUGUGACCGGUUCGAGGAUGACAAGGGCUGGAUGGAUGAAUGGCACCAGACCUGGGUGAUUCCUCUUUUGGAGGUGUUGUGCACAGCCAGACUAGAGCAGACCACAUAUAUUCUGGAUUACAUUCUGCCCAAAGUGUUGCAGUGUAACCCUGAAAGUUUAGGGUGCAUGGUGCAGGCUCUGCAGGAGAUGCAAUUCUGCUUUGUGGGCUCCAUGGGGAGCAGAGGUGCAAUGGGUGCAUUAAUGACAUGUCUGCGUGCUGCCAGAGCUCAGGGAGUCCUUAAGGUUGGAGAUGAUAAUCUGUGGAGGUCGGUGUUGCCUCUUCCAUUAUUGAAGCAAGCUUUGGUUCACAAGCAUGACCAGGUGCGUAUGGAUGCUCUUGGUUUGGUGUGCGAGAGCCAUCGCAGCACAGAGACCAUCGCCACACAGGAAAUGGAUCUGAUUCGUCACUUUGUGUCUGGCAACUUGAAUAGCCAAUCACCUGGAGUCAGACAGCAGAUGAUCAGCCUGUUUAAAAAGCUUCUGUGUAGGAUGAAGGAAAGUGCUCAGUCACUGCAGAAGAAACUUGCACAAGAAAGAGAUGAUCAGCAGCGAACAAAAGACAAGCAUGUUCUUAACACAUACCAGGAAUUCCUGCACUGGAUAUGUGAGUUUUUAUUCCAGGUGCUCCAGCCAGGAGCAUCAUUCUCCUCUUGUCUGGUGGCUCUGCAGCUGCUGGGAUUGGUGGCUGAUCAGUUCUCCUUCAGCAUGGAAGGUGGCUUUGCACUUGGAGGAUGUGUAACUCAUGCUUAUGCCCAGGCUGUUCUUUACAGCCUGUCCAGCAACUUCCUGGAGGUAAAACAGCUGGCCUGUACACUGCUGCAAAAACUGCCUCCCAAAUCGGUGGGCUUGCGGGAACCAGACAGGCUGCAGUGUGUGCUCCAGGCUGCUCUAGAGCUUAGCAACAGCACCAAACCCUUCGACAGCGUCACAGCUGCUUAUCUGCUCAAUCUGCUGCUGCACCAGAAAGGUCUUCAGGAUGCACUGCUUCACUGUGCCCACAAGCAGGCCGUCCCUUUACAGCUACCUGAUAUUAACCAGUCAGAGGCUUCCUUUAUCUUGGAGAGAAGAACACUGGCAGUUGUUCUGUUCUUGAUGGCGUGUCUGAAGGCUGAGGUUGCUCAGGCUGAAGCAUCUCUGCUACAGGCUGCUGCUUCCUGUCCCUUAUAUGGCAGAGCUCACUGUAUCACUGCAGCUCUACAGCAGCUCAAUACCAGGUCUCUCCAGCUGGAGACUGAAUGGAGACAGAUAGUAUCAGAGCUCAUUGCUCUGUGCUACCGGAUUUGUGAUGUAGUGGCUCCUGUCGUUCAGAGCUCCUCCCCAGAGGGGCUUAUCCCCAUGGAUACUGAAUCUGAAACAUCCUCUGGGCUGCAGAAGAUCCUCCAAGAAAUUCAGCCUCAUGACACCAAUGACUUCUUUACCAGUGCUAGAGAACUGAACGCAACCUCUGAGAAGCAAACAUCUACACCUCAGGCAAAGAGCAGUGGAUCUGAAAAUGAAGCAUAUCGUGUCACUGCUCAGAUGGUGCUGGUGUGUUGCUGGCGAAGUAUGAAAGAGGUAUCCAUGCUACUGGGGGAGCUGUGUCAGAGUAUGCCCUUACAGACACAUACCCGUAAAGGCUUUAUUACAGAACAACAGGUGGAGAGUGUCGGGCAGUAUUUCCGCGAGCAGCUGCUUCAGUCUCGGCACAGAGGGGCUUUCGAGCUGGCCUACGUGGGAUUUGUGCGGCUGACCGAUAUGCUGUGCAGAAGUGGGAGUACAACUUUACAACAGCUGCCAUCUCGCUGGCUAAAGGAGGUUCUGGAGGAGGUGAAAUCCUGUGACCCCUCUUCUAAUCUGUGUGCCACCCGUCGCAGUGCUGGUAUUCCCUUCUACAUCCAGGCUUUACUGUCAUCGGAGCCAAAAUCAUCCAGCUGUAGCCUGCUGAAGAUGACUAUGAGAGAGCUGACUGUUCUGGCUAUGCCAAGCCAUGAUGGAGCAACUGACCGAACCACUGUCCCACAGGUUCAUGCACUGAACAUUCUGAGGGCUCUGUAUCGGGACACUCGUUUAGGGGAGAACAUAGUUCCCUUUGUCGCAGACGGUUUGAAGGCUGCAGUUCUUGGUUUUACCUCCCCUGUCUGGGCUGUGAGGAAUUCCUCCACUCUUCUCUUCAGUACUCUGAUCACUCGUAUAUUUGGCGUGAAAAGAGGCAAGGACGAGCAUUCCAAAAAGAACAAGAUGACGGGCUGGGAGUUUUUUAGUCGUUUUCCUGACCUUUAUCCUUUCUUGCUCAGCCAGCUUGAAGAGGCUGCGAGUUCAGUAAACAGUGACGCUGGACAAGUGAAGCUGCACCCCAGUCUGUUUCUACUGUUGCUGGUGUUGGGACGUCUCUACCCAUCACCCAUGGAUGGAUCCUCCUCCCCACUGAGUCUGGCCCCCUUCAGACCCUUUAUAAUCAGGUGUGGUCGAUCUGCUGUUUACCGCACUCGAGAGAUGGCCGCCAGAGCUUUGGUACCAUUCGUUUUGGUCACAGAUGUUCCUUCCACCAUUAAGACGCUCCUGGAAGAGCUGCCUGUGCAACCAGGGCCUGGAACUCAGCAAAACCACAUCCACGGGACUCUCUUACAGGUUCUCUUUCUUCUGCGCUCCUACCUGGCAGACUCUCACCGACCCCAGACGUCAGUAGGAGACCAGGACAGUGACAUCAUUGGGGCUCUUUGGCCGAGACUGUGGUUGGCCACAAGGCAGAAUCCAUGCUUGGUGACUAGAGGGACAAUGCUGGACAUUCUGGCUGAUCUGUGUACUUCUCGCUCCGCUCCAGUUGAAGAUUCUCAGCUGAAGAAACUACGCACGAAGACAUCUACCAUUCUUACGGACUCUGAGCUCUUGUCCCCCCUCAGCCCAGAGGAGGUGCACCUCUCAGGCCCCGGAGUCACGCAGUACCUGCAGAGCCUGGCAUGUAUGGCAACAAGCAUCGCCAUGGACUCACCUACUCUGUGGGGCACCCAGCUGACAGACGGAAUGCUGAAACAAUUGCUGCAGUCCUCAUGUUAUGAAGUUAGGCAGCUGGCGCUGGAGAAGCUUAUGCAGAGUCUUGAAAGACAACAGCAGCACCAGUCACUGCCCUGUGAUCUUAAGGUUUCUACCUUAACUUACCUGGCAUUACAUGAGCCACAUCCCACAUGUCUGGCCGAGGUUCUGCAAGUCCUCUGCAUCCUCCCCCUGUCAUACUUCUUGCCGUGGCAGGACAGUAGUGUGUCCCUAACUGAGGAAGAGGCUCUAGAUCAUCUUCUUUCUGUAGCAGAAGCCUCUACACACAGCUUGGAGCUGCACUGCGCUGCCCUCUCCUUGACCUCUCGACUGAUGGUGCACCUAGCCAAAGAGACGCCGUUGGAGGAUCUGGGUGGGGCUGUAGUUUCUCAUGUUAACCGCUGGGUGGCGCUAGUGACUCAAUGCUGUAGUGAGGAACAGCCAGGUGAGGUCAAACAGACAGCCGCAGAGAUGCUUGUGAAGGUCACACCAACCUUCCUCACCUCUACCAGCCUGCCCUUGGGUAUCACUCACACCCUGGCGCUGUGGCAGAGUCUCUUCAACUUGCUGCAGGAUGAAGACCAGGAUGUGAGAGAGAAAGCUGCUGACUUCACCUGUCAUGUGCCGACACAUGUCGUCAGCACAGGUGUACCUAAAGGAGCUGUGUCUCCCCCUGUUGCUCUGCAGCUGGGGGUGGAAAUUCUGUGCCAGCUGUUUCAGGUGUGGGGCCAGGUGGCCACUGGCAUUAUAACCUUAACAGAGUGGCUGCUAGGAGAUGACCAGGUAGAGCAAAGCACUGAGGAAACACUUGUCUUGGAUGAAGAAUUCCUAUUCGAAAAGGGGGACCUGAACCUGUGGGCGGAGCCUCUGCAGUGGGCACGUCUAUUACACAAACACCUCUGUGCUCUUUAUAUAAAACCAUCUUUACUUACUUUGCCCCCUGAUAAGCUGGACCAUUUGUCUGCUACUGCGGAUGCCAAAGUCAGCUAUGCCCAACGUGAGCUCGAUGCCCUUCCUACACUGCCCCAGUUCUCCACCACCAUCGAGCACGCGAAGCUAACUUUGCUAAAUGAGCGGGCCUCACUUGCUCAAAACAUACUGUUGAGACUGAAAACAGACUGCAGCUGAGAACCAGAGACCCUUCAUCAUCUCUCAUUUCGAGCUCAUUUUACCUUUCAGUGUGAAUUAAAUCAAAGGUUGGGGCAUUUAUUUAAUUCUCUGGACUGUUCAAAGGGACUUUCAGCCUGUGCUUGCGUGUCCAAGAGGAGCUGAUGUCAAGGAAAAUCCAAUUACCCUGUAACUGCGUAUAAAUAUGACCAUUGUUUUAUCAUUUUUUUCCCUGACUCAGAAUGAGUUUUCUUUAAAAGUAGUCCAUCUCAGGAUUCUUAAACAUGGUUUUAGUGUGUUAUAAACUGUAUUUUAAAUGUGUGGUGUUUUGUCUGGUUAAGCAAAUUAUGCACAGGCUUGAUGCUGACCAUAUUAAAAUAAAAGCUGUUUUACUAUA